This is a messenger RNA of Leishmania mexicana MHOM/GT/2001/U1103, 699 nucleotides long. RefSeq lists its product as hypothetical. NCBI's taxonomy places the organism in Eukaryota, Euglenozoa, Kinetoplastea, Trypanosomatida, Trypanosomatidae. Gene Ontology annotation, molecular function: protein binding. Gene Ontology annotation, biological process: cytoplasmic translation. The coding region runs from base 1 to 699 and encodes 232 amino acids. The transcript has a single exon. The record is from RefSeq and is a predicted model, not a curated record.
AUGCCACCAGCGACCGAAAUGCAGGAGAUGGAGAUGGAGAUGGUGCAGGGAAUGUACGACACGUACGAGCGUCUCUCGGACGACCCGCCGUCGUACUGCGUCUCCUUAGCUGCCACGCAGGAUGAGCCGCCACAGCUGAAGGUGAUCAUCACCUACCCCACCGAGGAGUACCCGGAAUCGGCACCGUGCGUUGUCGCGGUAGAGUGCAUCUCCAAGGCACGCCGCAUCCAGGUCGGCGCCAUCACCAAGCAAAUCGCCUGCACAUGCGAGGAGAACAUCGGCAUGCACAGCGUUGUGCUGGUGCUGCAGCAGGUGCAGGAGUUUCUGUCGCGCGCUGUCGAGGAAGAGGAGAAGGCGGACCUGCUGCGCCGCGGUGAGGUGAUGGCGGCUGAGGCGGCAAAGCGCACCGGUGCAGCGGAGGAGGACCCGACAAUCCGAGUCGGCACCGCCGUCACGCGGGAGCUCUUCGAGGAGUGGAGCCGCAAGCACAACGCUGAGAAGGCCAAGGAAGGGGCGGAGCGCGAGAAGAAAGAGGUGAAGGUGUCCGCCUCCAAGCUGUCGGGCCGGCAGCUCUGGGAUAAUAGUCUGAAGUCCGCGGACUGGGCGCUGUUUGGAGGCGAGACCGAAGAAGACGGCGUCGAGAACGUGGACUUUGGCUCCAUGAAGGAUCUUGACGAGGAUGAGUUUGAUCUCGAGUAA